Molecule: messenger RNA, 2136 nt
Organism: Mesocricetus auratus (golden hamster)
Lineage: Eukaryota; Metazoa; Chordata; Mammalia; Rodentia; Cricetidae
Gene: Il18bp
Product: interleukin 18 binding protein
Exons: 6
Coding region: 1394-2002 (202 amino acids)
Biological process (GO): T-helper 1 type immune response
Molecular function (GO): interleukin-18 binding
Source: RefSeq, a predicted model, not a curated record
CCCCGAGGCCUCACUGUGUCCCCUUUCAGACUGAGGUGGCACUCCAUCAUCGCUGUCUGAGACUAGUACCUUACGACCCCAAACUACUCAGCCUGCUCGCUUACUCAGCUGUGGCUUCCUGGCUGCCUCCGUCCUCCGGGCCUGGGAGUUGAGCAAAGGGCUCAGAGAUCACUCUUCCUUCGCCCUCCAUUCUCCCUAAGGUCAAGGCUGCUUUCUCAGCCCUGAAUCCCACAGCCUCUGAGGAUCACCUUGGUUGCUCUAAGGUAGAGGCCUAGUUCCUCUUCUGCACCUCCUCCCAUCCCCCCUGAGAACCACCCCUGGGGGUGGGGGUGCAACCUCUGGGUUAACUCUUGGAGAUCCUGGGUUCUGAGGAAGGAGUUUUUCCCUGUGUUCGGCAGCCUAGGUGGCAGACGGUAGGUGGAGUUGCUCAGAAGAAAUGUGAAUGCGACCCAAAUGCAUGACUUUUAGCCUCCUGCAUCCGAAUCACUUCCCAACCCUUAUUCCUGGGUCUUCAGACCUGAUUCAUCUCCCUACCUGUUGUCACCAGCUUUCCCGCCGAUCACAGAGACCUAACCCUAGGGUCACACACUAUCCACAGGUGCAUGCCCUAGAGGCCCUGGCAUACUUGGGGAGCACAACUUCAGAUUUUAUCUGAUUCUAAUUCUGUACCUGCUAAGUCCCAGCCCCUGAGCUACUGGAGCUGGUGUUGGGGAAGUGCCUUCUUGGCUGUUUAAAGUCAGCUUUGACCGUGGCUGGGAGUUUGUACACCAGCCAGUCAGGGAAGUUGCUAUUUCCUGUGGUAAGAGUUUAGGGGCCAGGCAGCCACACUGAGCCUUGGAGCUCCCACAAGCUCUUCAGGGUUUAGAGCCAAGUAGGAAGAUCAAGACUUAACUACUAGUGAGCCUAUACAAGUAGCUGUGCCUGUGUAUGUGAAGGGUGGGUGUUAAGUGAUACAGUUGACCUUGGGGCUGGGGAAACAGAGGCUUGGAUGGUAAUGGGUGGGUGUAACACCAAGUUUAAAAAGAUCUUGGCUCUAUAGAAAGUUAGCUGUGAAGGGUGAAGGGGCACCACAGUCCUGACCCUCAGCAAGACUGUACUAAUCUGUGUUGCCCCCUGGGGGCCUUAGUGGGGUGACGUGGACAUAGAUCCCUGUGAGAGUCGGGGUGAGGACCUGGGAAUUCUGCUUCUGUGUUCAUUGGGUCAAGGGGUGGAGCAGCCAGUUUGGGAUGGGGAUUCCUAGUUAGAGCGGAAGUGAAAGUGAAAUCAUGGUUGGGAGCUUUCCCAGAAGCUCAUUCCAUCCUGCCCUUCCCAGAACAAGGGCUGUCAACGGAGAGUGCUGCUUCCCAGAGGAAGUUACAGAUACCAGACCUGCUUGCUCCUGACACAAGUCAUCAUGAUCAUGAGACACUGCUGGACAGCAGACCCCAGUUCUUGGUGGGCCCUGCUUCUGUAUGUCCAUGUUGUCAUUCUGGCCAGAGCUACAUCUGCACCUCAGACAACUGCCACUGUCUUUACUGGGAACUCCAAGGACCCAUGCUCUUCCUGGUCUCCAGCAGGCCCUACCAAGCGCUACCCAGCAGUGGACGUGAUCUGGCCAGAGGAAGAAGCGCCACUGAAUGGAACGCUGACCUUGUCCUGUACCGCCUGCAGCCGCUUCCCCUACUUCAGCAUCCUCUACUGGCUGGGCAAUGGUUCCUUCAUUGAGCACCUACCAGGCAGGCUGAGGGAGGGUCACACAAGUCGGGAACACAGGAAUACAAGCACCUGGCUACAGAGAGCCCUGGUGCUGGAGGAACUGAGCCCCACCCUACGAAGCACCAACUUCUCCUGUUUGUUUGUGGACCCUGGACAGGUGGCCCAGGAUCACAUCAUUCUGGCCCAGCUCUGGGAUGGGAUGAAGACAGUUCAAUCCCCUUCUCAAGAAAUCCUCUCCAGCCACAGCCCAGCACCCACAUCAGCAGGGCCUGGGGUUACCAUGAAGCCAGCCGUAGCCUGGCCUUGACUGGAUGGAGCCUGGUUCUCAUCUACCUGGAUGGUGAAGUCUCCACCGUAGGCUUUGCCCCUGUGCAGCUGAUUCUCAAACUCCAGCUUCAUUUCUACCCAGACUAUUACAGUAAUUAAAUUAGACCCCUAGAA